CGCCGCCGCUCCGCCAGGUCGCUCUCCGCCGCGCCUCUCCUCUGCGCCCGCUGCCUGCUCUGCGCCCUCGCCCUCGCCCUCGCGCCCGCUGCUGCCCGCCCUCGUCCCCCCGCCCGCGCUCCCCAGAUGCAAGACAGAGCCCCAGCCUGCUAAUCGCCCGAGUGAAAGCCCGAUGCCAUGUUUCGAAAUAGGCUCAACAACCAGAAACCCGAUGGAAAACUCCUAGAGGACUUCAAGGCAAACUUCCCCCAUAUCCAGCAGCGCUCGCAUUCUCUGGCCGCGCCCGCCGGUCACUCGCUCGCUGAUGCGCUUGACGUCGCCCACCCCUCCCGCCAACCCGACACCCAUGACGACAUCAAGGACCAGGACCCGACGCCGCGCGCAAACGCCGAGCAAUGGCGCUUCACGCCCUCGCUGCUCGACCCCAACAGCUUCGCCUUCACCUCGUUCGCAAACCAGCCCCCGGGUUACUACACCCCAACGCCCGGCGGCACCAACACGCUCUACCACAGCCAGGCCGGUGACCUGCACACGCCCGGCUUCAGCUUCGGCCUAGGAACCCCGCUGUCGCUGCCCACGUCCGAGGGCGGCGUCCACGCCGGCCAGAUUGCCCCCACGGCCCAUCUCCACGGCUUCAAUCCCCAUGCCCUCGGCUCGCACCACUUCCACAAUGUCAAUCCCUUUGGCAUGCAGCCCCAGCCCCAGCACUCGCAGUCGUUUGCGCCCCAUCAGUUCACCCACCAGCCCUCGGCCUUCGACCAGGGCCCCUUGGCGCAACCCCAUGAAAACUCUCCCAUGGACAACAUGGUCCCAGAAGUCGACAUGCACGAGCAGUCGCCCCUGAUUGGAUUCGCACCCCAUUCGUACCAGGACAACGCCAUGGCGCCCGCCGUCGCUCCUGCACCCCCUCCACCCAACCAAAACUUCCGAUACCACGUCACCCUGAAUGCCCCGACCGCCAUGGUCAAGCAAUCUGACGAAGUCCCGGUCACGUAUCUCAACAAAGGACAGGCCUACUCCAUCUCGUUGGUUGACACGGCCCCACUGCAAGUGCCGUCCCAGCCGCUCAAGUACCGCACCUUUAUCCGCAUUUCCUUUGAGGAUGAGCAGCAACGCCAGCGCCCUGCGUCUUGCUGGCAGCUGUGGAAAGAGGGCCGCGGCACCAACGAGGCCCACCAGCGCGGCGGGCGCCUGCAGGCGGUCGAGUUUGUCGAUCCGAGCCAGGUCGGCGGCGGCGAAGUCCAAGGGCGGCCGCGGGUGGAGCUGGAAUCCUCGUCGUUUGACGGCUUCGUCGUGACAUGGACACCGGUCCACAACGCUUCGCCCGAGUGCUCCCUGGCUGUACGCUUCAACUUUCUCUCGACCGACUUUAGCCAUUCCAAGGGCGUCAAGGGAAUCCCGGUCCGGCUGUGCGCAAAGACAGAAGUGGUGACGGAAACGGCGGCAUCGUCGCCCCAACGAACAGACGCUGAGCUGUGCUACUGCAAGGUCAAGCUCUUCCGAGACCACGGCGCUGAGCGCAAACUAUCCAACGAUGUCGCGCACGUCAAGAAGACAAUUGACAAGCUCAAGCAGCAGAUUGCCCAGGUCGAGUCGGGCAUGAAGGAUUUCGGCAAGCGGAAGCGCAGCGGCUCCAUCUCCAAGGGCAGCAUGAGCCAACGGCCCGGAAAAGUGCCCAAGCACAAGAGGACGUGGUCCAUGUCUUCGACGAGCGACAACCAAGCAUCGCGCGCGCCUGCCGAGGAAGAUCUCCACAUCAAGCUGGCGUCGUUGCAGGACAUGUUCAGCUCCACCCGACCCGUCAGUGUUCUCUAUCUCAAAGGCGAGCCCGAGGACGACCCAGACUUGCACCCCGUCGUGCUGGGCGCAGUGCCCCAGGACCUCUCCAAGCUCGACACCAACGUGGACGCGCAAAUGUGGGAUGGCCAGGAGCCGCAAACAUCCACCUCAUCCGUCGUGUCGCCCACGCCCAGCUCGCAAUCUCUCCACUCGGAAAAGCGGCGUGCUUCUUCUUUCCAGCGCCCGCAGCCCUUCCAGCCACCCACGCGCAUGACAUCGAGUGAAUGGCGGAAUCUUCCCCAAACAGCUACGGGCGAUCUCAAGGCCAUGGCUGGCAUGCAUGGAGGUGCAGAUGUGCCCACCAAGGUUCAACGGCCGUAUUCGAACGAUCACGCCCUGUCUGGAUGGAUCGAGGCGCUUGGCGUUGAUCAGACGUACCAGCCACCGCCGGAGCCGAUGCUCAAGCCCGUUGCUUGCUUUUUCGUCCAGCCACGCGUUGCCGGUCGGCAGCCCGACGACAACUAUUUCCGCGCCGUUUACCUCAUGGACCGCACCGUCAAGGAGCUUGUGGCGGGCAUUGCCAUGAAGAUCAAGAUGGAGCCCACAAAGGUCACGCGCACCAUUCGCGUCAACCAAAAAGGACUGCAGAUUCUCAUGGACGACGACGCGGUUAGCAGGAUCCCCGAGCAACAGGACAUGACGGCCGAGUUCCACGAGAUUGGCACACCGCCCGUGCACGGUAUGAAGCGCGAAUGGGAGGCUGACCCUGCAGACAUUCAGGUCGAUGGAGAUAUUGGCGUUGCGGAAACGGUCCACUCCACCGGCUACGAGCUUCGUCUUCUCUUCUAGCUUUCCUCCUUCACCUUGAUACCCUGUUUUCUUGGCGACGCUCCAACCGUAAUGACGCGCGUACCAUUUGUACCUUGGAGCCCUCGCAUUGCAUUGUGCGUGUUGGCUAUUACUACUUUUGACUUGUCCAAGUCGAGUGGUCGGCUUGUUUGCUUGUUUGCUUUGUUUCCUUUGUUGAUACCAUUCUCUUCGACUUUUCGGUGCGACGACGAUACCCAUUAUACCAUUACCAUUUUCACCAUUUUCAGCGGCUGAGAUUGCACAUGAACGAUCUGUUACGAAGACAUAGCGAGAUACACAUAUGCAGUACGACGAGGGAGCGUUGGGGUGUAAUUUCCUCUUACAGACAACAAGGAUGGCGACUUGUCUUACCACACACACACACACACACACACACACACACACA
Molecule: messenger RNA, 3034 nt
Organism: Exserohilum turcica Et28A
Lineage: Eukaryota; Fungi; Ascomycota; Dothideomycetes; Pleosporales; Pleosporaceae
Exons: 4
Coding region: 178-2628 (816 amino acids)
Biological process (GO): regulation of transcription by RNA polymerase II
Cellular component (GO): nucleus
Molecular function (GO): RNA polymerase II cis-regulatory region sequence-specific DNA binding; DNA-binding transcription activator activity, RNA polymerase II-specific
Source: RefSeq, a predicted model, not a curated record